Messenger RNA from Vicugna pacos (alpaca), 3168 nucleotides. The record is from RefSeq and is a predicted model, not a curated record. NCBI's taxonomy places the organism in Eukaryota, Metazoa, Chordata, Mammalia, Artiodactyla, Camelidae.
GCGGUACUUCUGAAGAGGCUGCUGCAGCCCGGUAGGCCCCCGGCGGCCUUGGGCCGCCCCGUUGGACGGCGCGAGGCCAGCCUGGGCACUGAUCCCGGGGUUGCUGUGCGAGUACGGUUCGCCCCCAGUCCCACAGCUGGCUGAAGGUCACACACAUAAAUGGUGCUGAGCUGGAGUCUAUCUGACCCCAGAGGAGCAUUUCAUAUCCUGUGCUGCCUCCUGGACCUGGAGAUGCAGGCUUCCUGCACCUGGGCGGCCUUCGCACUGCCUUGUACAACUACAUCUUUGCCAAGAAGCACCAAGGGAGUUUCAUCCUGAGGCUGGAGGAUACAGAUCAGACUCGCCUUGUGCCCGGGGCAGCAGAGAAUAUCGAGGACAUGCUGGAGUGGGCAGGCAUCCCCCCUGACGAGAGCCCCCGCCGGGGAGGGCUUGCUGGGCCCUACCUGCAGUCUCAGCGACUUGCACUGUACGCCCAGGCCACCGAAGCUCUGCUGAGGAGCGGUGCUGCUUACCCCUGUUUCUGCUCACCCCAGCGGCUGGAGCUCCUGAAGAAGGAGGCCCUGAGGAACCACCAGACACCCCGGUAUGACAAUCGGUGCCGGAACCUGAGCUCAGUGCAGGUGGCCCAGAAGCUGGCCACCGACCCCAAGCCUGCUGUCCGCUUCCGCCUGGAGGGAGAGACGCCAGCCUUCCAGGACUUGGUGUAUGGCUGGAAUCGGCAUGAAGUGGCCAGCGUGGAGGGGGACCCAGUCAUCCUGAAGAGCGAUGGCUUCCCCACGUACCACCUGGCCUGCGUGGUGGACGACCACCACAUGGGCAUCAGCCACGUGCUGCGGGGCUCCGAGUGGCUGGUCUCCACCUCCAAGCACCUGCUCCUCUACCAGGCCCUCGGCUGGCGGCCCCCACACUUUGCCCACCUGCCCCUGCUUCUCAACAGGGAUGGCAGCAAGCUGUCCAAGAGGCAAGGGGACAUUUUCCUGGAGCAUUUUGCUGCCGCCGGCUUCCUGCCAGAUGCCUUGCUCGACAUCAUCACCAACUGCGGCUCAGGGUUUGCAGAGAACCAGAUGGGCAGGACCUUGCCGGAGCUGAUCACACAGUUCGACCUGACCCGCAUCACCUGCCACUCAGCCCUGCUGGACCUGGAGAAGCUCCCGGAAUUCAACAGGCUGCACCUCUGCCGGCUGGUGAGCGAGGAGACCCAGAGACGCCAGCUGGUGGGGAAGCUGCAGGCCCUCGUGGAGGAGGUGUUUGGGAGCCAGCUGCAAGACAGGCACGUCCUGGACCCAGCCUACGUGGAGCGGAUCAUCCUGCUGAGACAGCAUCACAUCUGCCGCCUGCAGGAUUUGGUCUCCCCAGUGCACUCCUACCUGUGGACUCGUCCUGCCGUGAGUCGGGCACAGCUGGGCGCCAUCUCCGAGAAGGUGGAUGUCAUUGCUGAGCGAGUGCUGGGGCUUCUGGAAGGAUCUGGCACAAGCUUAACUCAGGACGUGCUGAACAGAGAACUGAAGAAGCUGUCAGAAAGUCUGGAAGGCACCAAGCAUAGUCACAUGAUGAAGCUCCUCCGAGUGGCCCUCAGCGGACAGCUGCAAGGACCACCUGUAGCUGAGAUGAUGGUGUCCUUGGGACCAAAGGAAGUGCGGGAACGAAUACAGAAGGUGCUUUCCAGCUAGAGAGAAGGUGUGCGGGGCAGUGGCGGUCAGGCAGGAACCUGCUCUCCUGGGAACUGCCGUCAGCGGGGAGGAGCCGGAGGCCUGGGGCCCCCUCGGAAGCUUGUGGAAAGAACCGGAGUGAAAACGGGCGCACAGGUGCAUAUAUGGCGGGCUUGUCCUCAUCAGGUGGCCAGGGACACCCAGCCCCCUCUCACCUGUUCCCUGACUCUAGAAAGGAAGGCUUCAUGUCUGGUUCUCACACCAGAGUGCACAGCAGAGGUUAGGGGCUGCUGCACAGAGCAGUCCAGAGGACUCCUGUUAUAAUCUGCUCCGGCUGCCAUUACAAAAUCCCACAGACCGGUGGCUUCAACAACAGAAAAUUUUUUUCUCACUGCUCUGGAGGCUGGACGUCCAAGAUCAAGGUGUUGGCAGGUUUCGUUUCUCCUGAGGCCUCCCUCCUUGGCUUGCAGAUGGCUACCUUUUUGCUCUCACCUUACCUGGUCUUCCCUCUGUGUGUGCCCUUGGUAUCUCUCUGUGUGUCCAAAUACCCUCGUCUUGAGAGGAGACUUAAUCCAAUCAGAUUGGAUCAAGGCCCGAUUUUAAGGGCCUUAUCUGCAAAUUCAGCCACAUUCUGGAGUACAACCCUGGGGUGGGGGCCUUCAGGCUCCACAUACAGGUUUUGAAGAGGGGGACAAUUCAGCCCAUAUAUAACAGCUUGGCAGCAACUGGACUCAGUGUCCUGCCCUCAGGCCAGUUUGAAUUUGGAGCAGUGCGGGGUGAUUGACAAGCAGGGCUGAAUUAGCUGUCAGACUUUCUCUGGGGCUUGUAAGGGGAGAACCUCCUCAUCUGCCCCAGGGGGACACUUAGGUUUUAUGCUGCUCUUUUCCCCUGGAUUUGGGCAGCCUGUGUCCCCCUUCCCUAAGGGCUGUCUCUCCCUCUUUUCCAGUUCUCUAGACCUGGUCCUUGGACUGGAGACCUCCACCCUGCCUGUUUUGCAUCUUUUUCUUCAUAUCCACCUCCUCCUUCCACCCUUAUUGGUAAAUCCCUGUCUGUGGGUUUCUGAAAUGAGAUGUUCUUCUUGGGAUGACUAGGAGUAGCUAAAGUUGAAAGGAGGAUGGUGGCCAGCCUCAAAGACCCCCUAUAGGACUUCUAGGCUUCCCUGUGUGGCCCCCAGUCAUCUCUGCCUCCUGGCAUUCACGCUGAGUAGGGGUGACUUGUCUGUGAUCCGUCACAGCUUCCAUCUUGUUCUCUUGAAUCCCUUACUCUGCGGGAAGCCAGCUUCCACAUCGUGAAGACACUGAGGCACACAGGGAACGGAGGCCUCCUGACAGCAGCUCUGUGAGCAUGCACUGUCUGGGGAGUUGGUCCUCCAGCCCCGGUCAGGCAUGCAGGUGACCUCAGCCCUGGCUGAUAUCUGACUGCAGCCUUCUUGAAACAUCCUGAGCCAGAACUAAAGCAAAGUUGCUCCCGAGUUUCAGAUACACACAGAUUAUGAGAUAAUAAAUGUUUAUUGUUUAAA